CUAGGAAGCGCUACAGUUAGUAGUGUUAGCAAAACUGCAACGCUAACAGGCGAAGGACGAGCUGAGAAAUACAGUUUUUACAUAUUCUGCUUCGUUUUAAAUACUACGAGGAUUAUAUUUUUAUAUUCAGCUAUGCCUGGGGACAGUGUCGACAAGGAAAACAUGAUAACAUGCACAGCUCCUGUGAAUAUAGCUGUGAUCAAAUACUGGGGGAAAAGAAAUGAAGACUUAAUCCUACCCAUCAACUCCUCUUUGAGUGUCACACUACAUCAAGACCAGCUGAAAACAACCACAACAGUUGCAACCAGCAGAUCAUUUCAGGAGGAUCGGAUAUGGCUAAAUGGCAAAGAGGAGGAUAUUAGCCAUCCAAGACUGCAGUCAUGUCUUAGAGAGAUUCGACGACUGGCAAGGAAGAGACGUAAUAAUGCAGGCCCUGGGUUUGAUGCCACUGCUUUGUCUCAUAAAGUUCACAUCUGCUCCAUCAACAAUUUUCCCACAGCUGCUGGACUCGCCUCCUCAGCUGCUGGCUUUGCUUGUUUGGUUUACACACUGGCUCGGGUGUUUGGUGUAGAAGGAGAGUUGUCUGGAAUUGCUCGACAAGGCUCAGGCAGUGCAUGUCGGAGUAUGUAUGGGGGAUUUGUGCAGUGGAUCAUGGGACAACAAGAAGAUGGCAAGGAUAGUCUUGCCCAGCAGGUGGAGCCAGAGUCUCAUUGGCCUGAGCUCAGAAUCCUUGUACUGGUGGCCAGUGCUGAGAGAAAACCUGUAGGCAGCACCUCUGGGAUGCAAACCAGUGUACAAACCAGCAGUCUGUUAAAGCAUCGAGCCGAGUCUGUAGUCCCUGGCAGGAUGGUAGAGAUGACUGAAGCAGUGCGCAGAAAAGACUUUGCUGCAUUCGCUGAACUAACAAUGAAGGACAGUAACCAGUUCCAUGCCACCUGCCUUGACACGUACCCCCCCAUAUUCUACCUCAACAAUGUGUCUCAUCGAAUCAUCAGUAUGGUUCAUCGGUAUAACAGGCACUAUGGGGAGACGAGGGUGGCCUACACUUUUGAUGCUGGUCCCAAUGCUGUGAUCUUCACUCUGCAGCAGCACAUUCCUGAGUUUGUCCAGAUGGUUCAAUAUUUCUUUCCUCCAGAGAUCAACGGAGGGCAGUUUAUUAAGGGUCUUUCAGUUGACCAAGCACCUCUUUCUGAGGAGCUGAAGCAGGCUGUCGGUUUAGAGCCCAUGCCAAAAGGAAUCAACUACAUUAUUAGUACAAAGGCUGGACCAGGCCCCUGUGUUGUGGAGGAUCCUGCUCAGCACCUGCUUGGAUCUGAUGGACUACCCAAGAAAACUGUAUGAUGACCUGCAGACAAAAGUCCAUCGAACAAACAAUGAAUCUCAUUUGUCAGUCAUGUUAUCUGCAUAAGUCAUUUGUUCAUUGGUUAAACUGUAUGUCACAUUGUGUUUUUCAGUGUACAUUCAGUGGCUCAAAUCCUCUGUGAACAGUUGAGUUUCUUGGUGUUUAAGGAGCAGUUCUAACACUCUGAUGAUUGGUUUGAUUUCAGACUUCUCUGCCUUCUUCAGUUUAUUUUGGAAAUGUCAAUAUUGUUCAGUAAAAUAAAAUAUAUUUUAAGUA
Molecule: messenger RNA, 1618 nt
Organism: Sphaeramia orbicularis (orbiculate cardinalfish)
Lineage: Eukaryota; Metazoa; Chordata; Actinopteri; Kurtiformes; Apogonidae
Gene: mvda
Product: mevalonate (diphospho) decarboxylase a
Exons: 10
Coding region: 133-1341 (402 amino acids)
Biological process (GO): isopentenyl diphosphate biosynthetic process, mevalonate pathway; isoprenoid biosynthetic process
Cellular component (GO): cytosol
Molecular function (GO): diphosphomevalonate decarboxylase activity
Source: RefSeq, a predicted model, not a curated record